This is a messenger RNA of Guillardia theta CCMP2712, 351 nucleotides long. RefSeq lists its product as hypothetical. The record is from RefSeq and is a predicted model, not a curated record. The transcript is spliced from 4 exons. Bases 1 to 351 code for a protein of 116 amino acids. NCBI's taxonomy places the organism in Eukaryota, Cryptophyceae, Pyrenomonadales, Geminigeraceae.
AUGGGGGCGAAGAAGGCGAAAGCGAAGCACGAGAAGGAGAUCAAGAAGAGUGAAUCUCUCCAGAAGCCCAAGGUGGAGGACGUCAAGUCAAAGUCAGCGAGCAAGUGGGGAAACCUCGUCUACCUCUGUGCGGUUCACUUCAAGGGCUUCAACGUCCCUGGUCAAGUUUAUGAGAUGUCCUCGUUCGCCGAGGGGAAGCUGAAGAAGCUGGUGGGAAAUGAUGAUGUUGAUGAUGAUAUUGAUGAUGAUGAUAUUGAUGAUGAUGAUAUUGAUGAUGAUGAUGAUGAUGAUGAUGGAAGUCAUAAUGGAGAUCAUGAUGGAACUCAUACUUGUUCCUCCAUCGUUAUGUGA